AUGUUUUCCCUUUUGGUGCAAACGAUAGUAAUUGCUUUGCUAGCUGCUCUGUCCUUCGCAGACGUGGACCCUGUCAAAGACUUAGCGACCUACAACAAUGGCUUUCUCGGCCAGUUUCCCUCUCAGACUUUCAAAUCCUCAGAUGCAGUCGCCCCUGUCUUUCAGAUCAAUACCUUUGAACCCAGUCUCAUUGAUAGUUCUGGAUUUCUCUUCCUGACAUUGAAACAUGGCGACAAAUCGGGACCUGCCAUAUUUUCAAGCAAAGACCUUAGCCUUGUGUAUGCCGACAUCAAGUAUGAACGGACUUUCGAUGCCCGAGCACAGGUGAGGUAUGGGGGCAAGUACCUCACUUUCAUUGAGGGCGGCCGCUGUCACGCUUUCGAUGCCACCUACCAAAAGAAAUGGUCAGUUUCAGUCCGGGACUUGGGGGCUGUCGAGGCCGACAUCCACGAUUUCGAAUUCACUACCCAAGGAACUGCUAUCUUGACUGCGUAUCAGGAUGUCAGAUACAACUUGACGGUUCUUGGAGGGGAUAUAGAUGGCUGGUUGAGCGACUCCAUCUUCCAAGAGGUCGAUCUUGACACGGACCGAGUUUUCAAUGUGUGGAGAUCAUUUACACAUGUCAACUUAACUGAUACGAUGGUUGAUUACGACCCAAAAACAACCUAUAUGGGUGGCCAUGGUUUCGACUGGUUUCAUAUUGACAGCGUUUUCAAGGCAAGUUACUUUUAA
Messenger RNA from Fusarium graminearum PH-1, 732 nucleotides. RefSeq lists its product as uncharacterized. Lineage: Eukaryota; Fungi; Ascomycota; Sordariomycetes; Hypocreales; Nectriaceae. The record is from RefSeq and is a predicted model, not a curated record. The coding region runs from base 1 to 732 and encodes 243 amino acids. The transcript has a single exon.